Syngnathoides biaculeatus (alligator pipefish) is the source of this 2962-nucleotide messenger RNA. RefSeq names its product transmembrane protein 63A (gene tmem63a). The transcript has 23 exons. The coding region runs from base 187 to 2529 and encodes 780 amino acids. The record is from RefSeq and is a predicted model, not a curated record. Gene Ontology annotation, molecular function: calcium-activated cation channel activity; nucleic acid binding. Lineage: Eukaryota; Metazoa; Chordata; Actinopteri; Syngnathiformes; Syngnathidae. Gene Ontology annotation, cellular component: plasma membrane.
CCACCGCUCUGAGCGCUGGGGACUCGUUGCGCAUGCGCGGAACAUAACUGAGGAAGGCUGCACACAAACUUGGACGAAAGUCGGUCCCGUUGCGUCCUCGCGGCUGUAAAAAGUUUGACUUUGCGGCUCGUCGACCGGCGCAAACAUCAGAACGGGCAGACAAAAACUGGCAGCUUUCCCGCAGUGAUGUGCUCUUGGUGGUGGGAGCAGUGGUCCCUCAUGGGCCCAAACAGCACCAUCGGUUCUGGGAGCCCCAAUAACAAGACCUGCUUCAACAGCAACCAGAACACCGUCCUGAAUGGAGUCCAGUUUGGGGGGGUGCCCAUCGUGCUCCUGCUCAACUUUAGCGUCUUUUUGGUGUUGCUGAUCCUGUUCUCGGUUAUACGGAGGAAGUUCUGGGACUAUGGACGUUUGGCGCUGGUCGCAGACAACGAAGGGCUGACAGAGUCGGCGUGCAAUCGUUACAGACGCACGUCGUCUUCUGUCUCCAGCGGGGAUGACCUGGAGUAUGAAAUGGGCUUCUGUUCGUGGCUGCCUUUCAUCCUCAGAAUGGACGACGAAAAAAUGAAAGCCAAAUGCGGCUGCGACGCCGUCCACUACCUGUCCUUCCAGCGUCACCUGAUCGUCCUGCUGCUGGUCAUCACGGUCCUCUCCCUCGCGGUCAUCCUGCCUGUCAACCUGACGGGUGACCUGCUUGGCACCAACCCAGAGAGUUUUGGAAGGACGACGAUUGGGAAUCUUCAAGCGAGGAAUGGCUGGUUGUGGCUUCACACCGUGUUUGCCGUCCUCUAUCUUGGCCUCACGAUCGGUGUGCUGCGACACCAUACGUCGCAGAUCAAAGGCGUGGGUCAAGACACUCCCAAAACCACGUUGUUUGUGACUUCUGUCCCUAAAACGGCGAAAGAGGACGACGUCAAGCUGCAUUUCACGGACGCAUACCCCACUUCUGAAGUGCGUGAGGUCAACAUUGCCUACGAUGUGGCUAAGCUCAUGCACCUUGAUAAAGAAAGGGUUCGAGCUGGAAAAAACCUGCGUUACUACGAGCGCCUCCUGGAGAAGAGAGGCCGGCGGGAAACGAUAUAUCCCAGAGUGUGCGGUUGCCUCUGUUGCUGCGCCAAAUGUGCCAAGGUGGACGCUAUAGAGUACUACAACACUAAGGAGAAAGACCUGCUGGAGGAGGUGAGGCAGCAGGCGGACGUGGUGCCACAGCACCCCCUGGGGCUCGCCUUCGUCACCUUUCAGUCGGAGGCCACGGCCAAAUUCAUUCUGGAAGACUUCAACGCGGUGAAAUUCCGCCGCACGAGUUGCUGUUGUGCCCGAGAGCCUCAGGCGUCGAUCACCAGUGCAAGUCUCAAAGUGAACAAGUGGGGGGUCAGCUAUGCACCCCACCCCAAAAACAUUUAUUGGGACCACCUGUCAGUCCAGGGCUUCUCUUGGUACGUGCGCUACUUGAUGCUCAACUUUCUGCUUUUGUUCCUGCUGACCUUCCUCACAACGCCCACCAUCAUCAUCAACACCAUAGACAAGUUCAACGUCACCAGGCCCAUCUACUACCUGAAUAACCCGAUCAUCAGUCAGUUCUUCCCCACGUUGCUGCUGUGGAGCUUCUCCGCCCUGCUGCCCACCAUCGUCUACUACUCCACGCUGUGGGAGGCCCACUGGAGCAGGUCCAGCGAGCAGCUGAGCAUGAUGCGCAAGCUUUACUUCUUUCUGAUCUUCAUGGUGCUCAUCCUUCCCUCGCUGGGACUCACCAGUCUUGCCUUGUUUUUCCGCUGGCUGUUUGACAAAGAAUUUCUAACCGAUGGGAAGCUGAGGUUUGAGUGUGUGUUCCUACCUGGUCAAGGGGCCUUCUUUGUCAACUACGUGAUCGCAGCGGCGCUGGUGGGCUCGGCCAUGGACCUGUUGCGGCUGCCCGGUUUGCUGCUUUACACCGUUCGCCUGGCGUUCGCCCGCUCGGCCGCUGAACGGAAAUACGUCAAACAGAACCAAGCCUACGAGUUUGAAUAUGGCGCCAUGUAUGGCUGGAUCCUGUGUGUGUUUACUGUCAUCAUGGCUUACAGUGUCAUUUGUCCCAUUAUUGCGCCUUUUGGUCUCCUGUACAUGACGCUAAAGCACCUGGUGGACAAGCACAACUUGUAUUUCGCCUACUUGCCAACACGCCUAAACUGCCAAGUCCACCUGAAGGCUGUCAAUCAAGCUCUGGCAGCGCCCAUCAUCUGCCUGAUAUGGCUUUACUUCUUUUCUGUCCUCAGAACGGGCUUCCUGGCAUCCACUUCUCUGUUCACCCUGGUGGUGCUUGUCAAAACUGUCCUCCUCUGCAUCACCUGCACCGUGUUUGACAAUUUCCAGUUCCUCAGGCCGCGCAAUUACUUGGUGAGGGAGAAAGACGAGGACACACCUGACGGAGCAGAGGCUUACCUCCCCAGAGUGCUGAAUCCCAAAUCGUCAGCGAGACCUCCGACGGAGACUCAGGCCCGCCAGUCGUACGGUUCUACAGAGGAAAGCUCGGCACCCAGCCCCGUGCCGUAGGGGGCGGCGUCGCAGCACUUCAGCAUUUUGUCCGUCAUUCCGCUCCCUUGUGAAUUCGCUGUUAGCGCACGACACAGAAGUACGGAUACGCUGUGUCAAACGUGAAUACGAGGGAAUGUUUAUUUGAGAGCCAUGUUUACAGGGAAGCACACUUCUGGGUCUCUGUGAAAAAAAUUGCUUCGUUUGGGGGGGUAGAACGGUUGAUUGAAUGUUUCGACAAAUGAGAACAAAAUAAGCAUCAACAUUGCCAAAGAUGACGUAAGCGUUUUGUUUUUUUUUUUUCAUUGAAAUGGAGACCUGCCAAUGAAAGCAAUUUAUACUUCCUGUUAAUAAUAAUAAUGCACUUUUGUGAUACUGAAUUCUUUUUGUUCAUUGUUGCAGUAGUAUCACUGUUAUUGUUGUUAAUGGCGUUUAUAAAUAAGUUAUGACUUGA